Messenger RNA from Cylicostephanus goldi, 1001 nucleotides. NCBI's taxonomy places the organism in Eukaryota, Metazoa, Nematoda, Chromadorea, Rhabditida, Strongylidae. The record is from the annotation of a GenBank genome assembly.
AUGUCCGAGGAGGAGAAAAUGCCUGAGGACGGGAACCCGAGCGAUGCCGGGGAAGCGGCAGGGGAAGGAAACCCUACCGAUGAGGGUAAGACCGAUGAAGGGAACCCUACCGAUGGAGGAAACCCGACAGAUGAGGGUAAAACCACUGAUGGAGGUAACCCUACGGAUGAGGGAAAAACUACUGAUGGAGGAAAAACCCCAGAAGAAUGCUCAUGUACAUCUGAAAAAGUUAUGCAGUUUUUGCAAAAGAUGGCUAAGGAAAGUGGCACCGAAGACUUGACCGAUCCAGCACUUGCAGAAUUUCUUUCAAAAAGUGAUGGCCUGAAACACGUCAGAGAUCAGUUUUACUUUCCAAAAUGUGGCACUCUUCCAGAAGCCGAUCGAUCUCUGUGCGAUCCAGAAUCUGAUUCCAUAUACUUAUGUGGAAACUCACUUGGAUUGAUGCCAAAAGCUACGGAACGAAUUAUGCACGAACAACUUGAUAAAUGGGCUAAGAUGGGAGUCUUUGGACAUACAAAAGGAGAACUUCCAUGGGCCCAUUGCGAUGAACAUGCGUUGGAAGGUGUAGCUCAUCUUGUCGGUGCAAAACCUGAAGAAGUUGCUUUGUGUAACGGUCUCACCGUCAACAUUCAUGUGCUACUAGCCGCUUUCUACAAACCAACCGAGACCCGCCAUAAAAUCUUGCUGGAAACAAAAGCAUUUCCCUCGGACCAUUAUGCGAUUGAGUCUCAAAUCAGAUUGCAUGGAAGAACAGUAGAAGAGAGCAUGGUCUGCCUUCCACCUCGUGAAGGUGAGGUAUGCUUAAGAAAAGAAGACAUACUUUCCUACAUAGAAGAGCAUGGAGAAGAAAUUGCGAUUAUUUUUCUGCCUGGCGUACAAUACUACACAGGACAGCUGUUCGAUAUUCAUGCUAUAACCACGGCUGGUAAACAAAAGGUACGUCACGACAGAGUGCUUUCAUCAAGAAGCCUAACUUUUGCACUCAGUGGUAUUUUAUGAUG